Molecule: messenger RNA, 849 nt
Organism: Theileria annulata
Lineage: Eukaryota; Apicomplexa; Aconoidasida; Piroplasmida; Theileriidae
Exons: 1
Coding region: 1-849 (282 amino acids)
Source: RefSeq, a predicted model, not a curated record
AUGGAAAUAUUUAAUAAAAUUUGUUGUAACUGUUGCGGCAAAAAGAACGAAGAUACCACUGAGGACGAGGAGGAAAUCACAGAAUCAGUUUUAAUGAUAGAAGAUCCGUUCGUCGGGGCCAAAUUAGUCAAAAAGGAGACUGAAAAAAAGGAACUUCCGGAACCAGUUGUAGAGGAAAAGAAGGUUUUACAGGCCAGAAAGCACUUAAAGGUUAAAAAAAAGGAAAUCGAGAGAAUUAGCAUAAGUGGAGCAGUUGCCGCACUUCCACCGCCACCAAUUGAAGAAAUUGAGGGCGAAAUACCAAAAGUAAAGGAAUCCUAUGACCAAUUGAGUCUUGGGAGUGGAGUAUACUUCGGUUACUCUCUUAACGAUAAUGGAUCACUGUACCUGCAAUACACUACUGAGAAGCCCGCCUCAAUGGACGGAGUUUUGGGCUAUAUAAGGCCUGACCGGGAAAUUUUGAAGUACCACUACGAAAAUGAGAACGGAAAACAUGUAAUUUCAACAAAUGUCAAAGAAUAUAUGAAGAGCAAGUUCCAACAUGAUCGGAAAAAGUACUUCGACGCCUGGAAAGAAUUCUUACAACUACUCAAUUCCCACGGAGGAAGUCUUUAUAUUCUCUCCGCUUUUGAUCUCAGUCCACCACCAAGGACUAGAAUAGUUUUAUUUAGCUGCAACAGUUUAACUGAAAUUAAGGGUUGUGAGGAGGUUUGCUUAAAGGAAAACGAUCUUUUGGGCGUUUUCCCCUUCUCUCUAGAUUACAAAACCAAAUUAAAUGAUAAAUUAACCCGAAAUGAUUUUAUGGAUUUGUGUGAGAAAUAUGGCAUUGUUUUCCAACUAAUCAGGUAG